CACGCACACAUGGAGCCGUAUGUGGUUCCUCUGCCGGUGGCCGAGCCGGGGCUCUGGCGCCUGGCCGACAGCGCCUUCCGCGCGAGUGACGUCGAGCGUCCGGACGCCCGGGCGCCGGAGCUGGCGCUGGUCCUGCCGCCGGCGGUGCACCGGCCGCCGGUCGGGGACCUGGUGUGCUUCAUGUGCUCGGCCGGGUCGGGGCGCGGCGCGGCCGAGGCGGGGCUGCGCUUCAAGACGGCCGGGACCUUCCGCAACCACCUGGCCUCGGCCGGCCACCAGGGCGCCGAGCAAAAGUGGCUGGCCAGCCCGGCGCGGCUGGACGCCUUCCUGCAAUUUGGCCCCGGGCCGACGGGCGCCCCGGCGCCGGGCCGCAAUGUGGCAGCCACCACGCGCGAGCUGGUGCGCGUGUCGACGCUGGUGACCGAGCACCUGCCGACGGUGCUGGGGACCGCCUGUGCCGAGCAGCGGCGCGGCCGGCUGGACAAGUCGGCCGGGGCCCUGCUUUCGGUUGCGCGUGAGUACGCCAGCUUGGGGAACAUCCAGGAGGCGGCGGCGCACAUGCUGGCGUGCGUGCAGCUCGGGGAGCUGGCCCUGCAGGGGGCGCCGGAGCCGGGCACCCGGCGGGAUUCGCUGGCUGGCCGGCAUCUGACCCUGCUGCGGCUGAUGGCGCCAUUUGGCUUUGGCCGGGUCCGGCGGCCGGGCGGCGGCCGGUCGGCUCCGGGGGACAUGGUCUCGGGUGUGGCGGUGUUGGCCGCCUCCGGGGUGGCUCUGCUGGGGCAUGUGUGCGCCGGGGCCGGUGGCGGCCCGCCGGCGAUCCCGACCCCGGAGUCGGUCGACGUCUGGCUGGCGGCCGGCGGCAAGCCCGGCAAGGCGGCCGCCAUGGCCGGGGCCAAGCUCGGCCCGCUGGGACCACUGCUGGCGUGCCUGGAGGCCGAGGCCGACCGGUCGCUGUUGACCGGGGGCCUGGCUGGGCGCUUUGCCGGGGCGCCGCUGGGCGAUGCGCCGGUGGCGGCGCGGCUGCUGGAGGGCGCUGGGCUGCUGCUGGCGGCGGGGCUCGGCCAGCCGGGGCCGGUGGGACGGGGCGCCGGGCCGGGCUGGCUGCUCCUGUCGCUGGCCCGGCUGCUGGCGUGGGCGUGCCUGCGGGCGGCCCUCCGGCCGGCGGCCGAUGAUGUGCCAGCGGCGCUGGGCAGUCUGCGAUGGGGGUCUGACGGGUCCGGCGUGCGGGCCGUGCUGCUGCUGAUCGAGAUCGAGACGGCCCUGCUGGGGCAGCAGCACGAGCCGGGGCAUGCGUCGGCGCUGAAGUGCGUCCGGGCGGCCGGUUCCACGCGGGGGGCCCCGCCUCUGGCGGCCUCGGUUGCGGGCUGGCGGCUGUGUGUCCUGGCGGCCGGGCCGGGCCCGGGGGCCGGGGGCUUCACGACCUUCGCCCUGGGGUCCGAGGCGGUGUCCGUGCGGGAUCGGCGCCUGCUGCGCGUCGAGGCGGGCGCGCUGGUCGCCGGCGCCCGGGACCUGCUGAGGCUUGGCCCGGCGGAGGCGGCGGCGGAGGCGGCGGAGGCAGCCGUCGCCCUGGCCGGGGUCCUGGCUGGCGUGGCCGUCGGCCUGGAGCAGGGACGCCUAGCCGAGGACCUGGUCGAGUCGCUGGCCCGGGGCAUCCUCCCCGGGGCGGAGGCCAGCUGGCCGGGCGCCUGGCAGGCGGUCCUGCGGCUGGGGGCCCUGCAGCAGGGGCAUGGCGUGGCGCCGGAGAACGGCCGCCCCGGGCGGGCGUGGCACUGGCAUCCGGUGGCGGAGCUCUUGCGCGCGGCGGCCGGCCCGGUGGCCGGUGCCCGGCCGGAGCACACGGUCCUCGGGCGCCGGCUGGCGGAGGCCCUGGCCCAUGUCUACCCGUGAGGCGCGGGGGCAAAUGGACCUGCUUGUCUGUGCUGUGUGGCGGGCG
This is a messenger RNA of Fonticula alba, 1930 nucleotides long. RefSeq lists its product as hypothetical. The coding region runs from base 10 to 1884 and encodes 624 amino acids. The transcript has 4 exons. Lineage: Eukaryota; Rotosphaerida; Fonticulaceae. The record is from RefSeq and is a predicted model, not a curated record.